AUGCCUUCUCAAGCUGCGCUCCUCAUUGGAGGCAUCACCCACGCGCGCAAGGAGUGGGAAGCUCUGUCUUCCAUUCUGACGCUGAAGGAAUUCCCCAGCGGAAACCGUGAAGAAUUCAUCCAGAACUGCAAGUCAGGAGAGUACGACGACGUGGUUGCAAUUUACCGGUCCAACACUUCCAACAAGUACACCGGCAAUUUUAAUGAAGAAUUGCUCUCGGUUCUGCCCAAGUCCGUCCGCUAUAUUUGUCACAAUGGUGCUGGCUAUGAUAACCUGGAUAUUCCUGGUUGCACUAAGAGGAAUAUUGCUGUCUCCAGCACUCCCGUGGCUGUGAAUAAUGCUACUGCCGAUGUGGGCAUUUUCCUGAUGAUCGGUGCCCUGCGCCAGGCUUAUGUGCCUAUUGCUGCUAUUCGGGCUGGCACAUGGCAAGGAGAGACCACCACCGGCCAUGAUCCCCAGGGCAAGGUCCUCGGUAUCCUGGGCAUGGGCGGUAUUGGACGGGAAAUGGCUACUCGGGCCAAGGCCUUUGGAAUGAAGAUUCAAUACCACAACCGCACGCGUCUCCCCGCCGAACUCGAAGCCGGUGCCACCUACGUCUCCUUUGAUGAGCUCCUCGCCAACUCCGAUGUCUUCAGUCUGAACCUGGCAUUGAACCCUUCCACUCGGCACAUCAUCGGUGCCACCGAGUUUGGCAAGAUGAAGGAUGGUGUGGUGAUUGUCAACACUGCGCGUGGAGCCUUGAUUGAUGAGAAUGCGCUGGUCGCUGCGCUUGAUUCCGGCAAGGUGCGCUCUGCCGGUCUCGACGUGUACGAGGAAGAGCCCAAGGUCCACGCCGGUCUCUUGAGUAACCCGCGGGUUAUGCUACUGCCUCACAUCGGCACAAAUACCUAUGAGACACAAAAGGAGAUGGAGAUCUUGGUUCUGGAUAACUUGAAGUUGGGAGUGGAAAAGGGAGAGUUGAUUACACAGGUACCGGAGCAGAAGCGAUAG
Molecule: messenger RNA, 990 nt
Organism: Penicillium subrubescens
Lineage: Eukaryota; Fungi; Ascomycota; Eurotiomycetes; Eurotiales; Aspergillaceae
Product: D-mandelate dehydrogenase-like dehydrogenase
Exons: 6
Coding region: 1-990 (329 amino acids)
Cellular component (GO): cytosol
Molecular function (GO): NAD binding; glyoxylate reductase (NADPH) activity; hydroxypyruvate reductase [NAD(P)H] activity
Source: RefSeq, a predicted model, not a curated record